AUGAUUGUGUAAAUGUCACUUUCCAAGCCGAAUUGCACGUGUGUAAUUAAAUUAAAUAUCACUGCUCUGUCAAAUGUUUAUUAUUAAUUAAACAAAUAAUAACGAUGGCCGAACAAGAUAACUGCUGGCCGGAUUGGGAUCCCAUGGCCCAGCACUAUAAUGAUGAGAGCUGCAACAAAUAUGAUAGCGUCAACGAAGGUGCUCAUCGGAGCAAUAGGCAAAUUAACUUUCCAUAUUUGAUUAUCAAAAAGAUGAAUGCAUUUAUUACGGAUAAAUUGCUGAGAAAUUUCUUUGGAGAGACCAUUAUUUAUGACAUCGAAUUUCGCUCGGCAUCUCGCGAAUUUUUUGUUUAUUUUCAUAAUAUUGGAUGCGUUGAGGCGGCAUGGACAAAAAUUCGCCAGUUUCCAAAUUAUGUCCAUUGUGUGAAGCGGCAACCAAGACAAAGUCAAUCCGAACUACCCAAUCUACUACACCAAACAGCAGAGACCGCUUUGGCUGUAAGUGAGCCCAACGCCAUAGAUUUGAUAUCACGCAUUAUUCAGUUGUCCACUGGCAACAAAGCGCACCCACAAUUCUUCAAGUCUCCGCUUGUGAUCAAGGCGGACUACACUGCCAGGAACUCGCUAUUGGCCGUAAAUGAUCCCAGUCGACGCUAUCUGAAUGUUAAGUAUGAGUUCGCGCUGGAGCGUCUCAGCCAGGAUAUUGUUGAGAAAGAUCAGGCCGUGUUUCACUUUCGAUGCGGGCGCUUGAUAGUCACUCCCCAACACCAGCUUGAGCCUGAAUCGGCUGUUGGGGAAUCAAAGCUGGCGCUGCAGAUUGUACAAAAGUGUUUGGUCUGUGAUUGCUAUACGGACAACAGCUGCCGAUUCUGUCAGAUGCCCUUCUGCAAUCCAGUCUGCUUUGAUGCACUUGCCGCUGCCCACAAGCAGAGCUGUGCCAAAGGCAUCAGUCCCCCAAUAAUUGAUAAUACGAAUGAUAAAAUGUUGAGCAAACCAAAGCUGCCACCAUCUGGCAGCCAUGUCAAAAUCACUGCCUUUGAGCAGAAUAAUGUUUUGUAUGUGCGCUCAGCGAAGGUAAAGGACGAGGUGGCCUACUACAAGCUGAUCUCCGAUGUGAUGAUGAGUGGCAAGGCGGCGUCUCCGCUCCGUAAGUUGCCACAGUGCGGUCAGUUGGUCAUCUAUAAAUUCGAUAAGCAAAUUGUGCGAGCCAUGGUCCUGAAUGUCGACAAUCCGCAAGCCAUUUGCUUGGUCAGCGUGGAUUAUGGUAGCGUAGAGAUUACCACACUGGAGACCCUGUACGAGUGCAGCGCCUAUUUGGCAUCCUUGCCCCGCCAUGCGGUGCCUGUGCUGCUGCGUGGAGUACCCCGUCGCUAUAUGGGCCCUAAUGUGCGCCACAUGCUCUACGAACUGGACGAAACGUACACCUUUGUGCUGAAGUACUCGCAGCGUGAGUUUGACUUUGAGAUGGGCAUGCAACGCGUGAUCCUCAUCGAGAGCGAAAUGAAUCGCAGCUUGAAUCGUUUGCUCAAAACAAUUGUGUCGCCAGUGGAGCCAUCACUCUCAGACCCUGGCUACGAAGAGAAUUAUCUGCAGCACGUGCAUUUGCCUACGGGGCAUGGCAUCGAUUUGGUCAUCAUGGACAAUACGUUCAUCAAAUUUGGGGUGAUCCACUGCACCACAUUGGAUUUUGCCUACGAGGUAACACAGAUGCAGCGCGACAUACAGUUCUAUGGGGAAUCCAUUGCCAAAUGUGCAUACUAUGCACCGCCUAAAAAUGAUUUGUGCAUUGCCAAGUAUCAGGGAAAAUGGUGCCGUGGCCUGUGCAUGGAACUGGUGGGCGAUGGAUAUCCGAGCAUUUUGUUCAUCGACUACGGCAAUAUUGUACCAGUUCAUGUCGAUGACAUACGUCCGUACCCGCCGCAAUUUACAUUCGCCAUACUGACCACCGAAUAUGAACUGAUUGGCCUGCCAGCCGAGCCAAGCGAUGAGCUGUUGACCGGCCUGGAAAAGCAUCUGGCAAUCGGUUCGAUUGUCAACUGUGACGAAGUCAUGUACAAUGAGCUGGAUAACAAUUAUUCGCUGCGCAUAAGCGCCGUACAUGCGCUCAUGAAGUAA
Messenger RNA from Drosophila grimshawi, 2114 nucleotides. Its product is annotated as protein vreteno. Lineage: Eukaryota; Metazoa; Arthropoda; Insecta; Diptera; Drosophilidae. Bases 105 to 2114 code for a protein of 669 amino acids. The transcript has 5 exons. The record is from RefSeq and is a predicted model, not a curated record. Gene Ontology annotation, biological process: spermatogenesis.